AUGAGCUUCACAGCUUUGCAGGAGGAGCUUCGCAAGACGGGGAUGCCUUUCUCAAGGUCAGCACUGCAAUCGUCCGCAGACGAGGCCAGCACGGGUGACGACUCUGAGGGAAGUUCUUUUCAGCCCGCAAGCAAAAGGUACAUGGGUUCGGACGCCACCCGAUACAGCUCUCCCACGGAGGAUGCUGGAGACGGCUCUCCCGAGUCCGUGGCACCGGCGCCGUGGACAAUUCCAAUGCCGGGGAGCAAGCACAAAGAGCUCAUCCCCGGCCAGCAGGAGUUUUACAGCAACACGGACCUCUUCCGAGUGAUGCAGGAACUACAAAGGGCCACGGCAAACCCGCUGGACGUUGUGAAUCCAACUCCAUAUCUACCUCAAGAUGCAGGCUACUUCAGUGACGAACUUGCAAAACAAUGGCUGCAGAAGGAGGUUGCGGAGUUGGCGGACCUGAUGGCGCAGCGCGAGUCAGAAAUGCAGAGCCUCCAUCAGCAGCUUACGAUGAUUUCAGCGUUGCAAACUCCCAUGUCGCAGCCGCAAGCACCCCAACUGAAUCAGGGCCUGGAGAUGCAAAUCCACAUGCUGCGGAACCAGUUGGAUGAGAUCAGUCAAAUGAUGAGGCUAUCUCAGCCAGGACCUCCUCCACAGACCUUCACAAAAAGCCAGAGCCCAUCACAGGAGGACGAAAUCCUGACCGUGAUGAUGCGCAACAUCCCGAACAAGUACACGCAGAAGAUGCUCAUUGAGGAGGUGAACUCCGUUGGCUUUCAGGGCACCUAUGAUUUCGUCUACUUGCCAAUUGAUAAGGAGUCCGGCGCAAACAAGGGGUAUGCGUUUGUGAAUUUCCUCCGCCCUGACUAUGCAUACGCCUUCAAGCGAGCUUUCAACGGGAA
This is a messenger RNA of Symbiodinium pilosum, 890 nucleotides long. The record is from the annotation of a GenBank genome assembly. Lineage: Eukaryota; Dinophyceae; Suessiales; Symbiodiniaceae.